Molecule: messenger RNA, 2449 nt
Organism: Conger conger (European conger)
Lineage: Eukaryota; Metazoa; Chordata; Actinopteri; Anguilliformes; Congridae
Gene: dnai1.2
Product: dynein, axonemal, intermediate chain 1, paralog 2
Exons: 20
Coding region: 145-2238 (697 amino acids)
Biological process (GO): cilium movement; outer dynein arm assembly
Cellular component (GO): outer dynein arm
Molecular function (GO): dynein heavy chain binding; dynein light chain binding
Source: RefSeq, a predicted model, not a curated record
GGCAGUAGGGACUGCGUCUCAUUCAUUUAGCUAAACUAUAACCCAACACUAAAUCGUGUUUAAACGUUUCGUAUAGGUACUGUUGCUAAUUGAACUAAAGCCAGUGGACUUUUCGAUCCGCACUCUUGGGGUUACUUUUAAACCAUGCCAGCGCAACAGAAAGCAACAAAUGCGAAACCUAAACGGAUGUCAGUCGCACCUGUUAAACCCGCCAAAGCCACCAGUAAGAGAAAGGAUGAUGAUGAUGGAACAGAAUUUGGUGACGGAACUGACGAUUGGAUGCAAGGGAAGGCCCUGGUGAAACCACCCGACCAGCUGGACCUCACUGAAGCUGAGCUGAAAGAGGAGUUCACCAGGAUCCUGACGGCAAACAAUCCGCAUGCCCCUCAGAACAUCGUCCGUUACAGCUUCAAGGAACGUGCCUACAAGCCCAUCAGCAGUGUGGAGCAGCUGGCCGUCCAUUUCGUGCUGGAGGGUAACCUUCUGCACCAGGACUCCGACGAGGCUCGCAGACAGAAGGCCAAGCAAGGGGUGGCUGAAGAAAAGGCUCCAGUUGAAUCUACCAUAGCAGAAGCUGAUGAGGAGAAACCUGAAACUCCGGCAGGGGUGGAGGAGCCGGCCGAGGGGGAGGCGGAGCCGGAGGAGGGCGGAGCCGAGGAGCGGGCGGAGAGCGCGGAGAUGAAGGGCGCCGGCCGCGACCAGAAACUCACCAACCAGUUCAACUUCAGCGAGCGGGCGUCCCAGACCCUCAACAACCCGCUGAGGAAUCGAGAAUGCCAAACAGAACCCCCACCUCGUUCAAACUUCUCAGCCACAGCCAAUCAGUGGGAGAUCUACGACGCGUACGUGGAGGAGCUGCAGAAGCAGGAGAAGAGCAAGGAGAAACAAAAAGUGCUCCCGACCAAGAAGGAGGAGGACCGGGGCAAGAAGAAGGCAGCGCUGGCUGAGACGCAGAGUGAUGACAUCACAAAAGUGUCAAAGGUGGCCAAGAUCAUUGAGCGAAUGGUCAACCAGAAUACCUUUGAUGACAUCGCGCAAGACUUCAAGUACUUUGAGGAUGCUUCCGAUGAGUUCCGGGAACAGGAGGGAACCUUGCUCCCGCUCUGGAAGUUCCAAUACGAUAAAGCCAAACGGCUGGCUGUGACUGCCCUCUGCUGGAAUCCAAAAUACAAAGACAUUUUUGCUGUCAGCCUCGGAUCUUAUGAUUUCACUAAGCAAGGCCACGGGAUGCUUCUCCUCUACUCGCUGAAGAACUCCACCUUUCCGGAAUAUUCCUUCCCCACACUGUCCGGCAUCAUGUGCCUGGACAUCCACCCCCGCCUGACCUACCUGGUGGCCGUGGGCUUCUACGACGGCUGUGUGGCCGUGUACAACCUGCAGGAAGGCACGAACCCCGCCUACAAGAGUACCGCCAAGUCCGGGAAACACACCGACCCCGUGUGGCAGGUGAAAUGGCAAAAAGACGACAUGGACAACAAUCACAAUUUCUUCUCCGUGUCCUCGGACGGGCGUGUCGUUUCUUGGACUCUUGUCAAGAACGAGCUGGUGUUCACGGAUGUCAUCAAGCUGUCCAUAGAGGGCGCUGUUACAGAGGACCCAGAGGGCCUGCACCUGCCCACCAUGGCCUGCGGAACGUCCUUUGACUUCCAUAAACAGGUGGACUACUUGUUUCUGGUGGGCACAGAAGAAGGAAAAAUUCACAAGUGCUCUAAGGCCUACUCCAGCCAGUUCCUGGAGACCUACAGCGCUCACAACAUGGCGGUGGACAGCGUGCGCUGGAACCACUUCCACCCCAAAGUUUUCAUCUCCUGCAGCUCCGACUGGACUGUGAAGAUCUGGGACCACACCAUCAGCACGCCCAUGUUCACCUUUGACCUGAACUCUGCGGUGGGAGACGUCGCGUGGUCGCCGUACUCCUCCACCGUGUUUGCUGCCGUCACCGCUGAUGGAAAGGUUCACGUAUUUGACCUGAGCGUCAACAAGUACGAGGCCAUCUGCCAGCAGCCGGUCGUGGCCAAGAAGAAGACCAAGCUGACGCACAUCGAGUUCAACCCCAUCUACCCCAUCAUCAUCAUCGGUGAUGACCGCGGCUACGUCACCAGCUUCAAGCUCUCCCCUAACCUGCGCAAGAAGCCCAAGGAGAAGAAGGGGCAGGAGGUGCCCAAAGGCCCGGAGGUGGAGAUCGCCAAGAUGGAGAAGUUGCUGAGCUUGCUGAGGGAGCCUGGAAAUGGCUCCUAGAGCUGGAGCCCACACUCACACACACACACACACACACACACACACACACACACACACACACCUUACACAGGAAGCACAUUGCUAUAAAUGCAGCAAUAAGAAGAGCUUCUCUUGUCCAGGAGAUUAUUUUUAUUUGUCAAAUACAAAACGAAUAAAAAGGGUGUGUAUAAUGUAGUUUGGUUGUAUAUAUUAAAAUAAGAUUUCAAAAGUU